AUGGGAAGCCUCGUUGCCAAGUUGUACCACGCGACCGCUUCUGGACGCGGAUACCAUAAACGAAGCAAAGCUUUGCCAAAAAGACCAAUAGAAUCGACGCUUUUAAGCAUCUUUUUCCUGACUGUGCUAACCAGCCCGUUGGUCAGCAGAAUGAGCAGCGGGGGAACUGUGGAAAGUGGAAAACCUCCAAAGAUUGGUUCUAUAGUAGAAGUGACAGGAAAGGGUCAGCGUGGCACUGUUGCCUACAUUGGAGCGACCCUGUUUGCCUCUGGGAAAUGGGUGGGUGUCAGACUUGAUGAACCCAAAGGCAAGAAUGACGGCACCGUCCAGGGAAAACGUUACUUUCCCUGUGAGGAAAACCAUGGAAUAUUUGUCAGGCAGUCUCAGAUCCAUGUUGUUGAUGAUGGCUCCAGUGCAACCUCUCCAGAUACUCCUGAGUCUGGUGCUGCCAAGAUCCCUAGACAGAAAGAUAUUCCAGAGACUCCCAAAACAUCCAAACAGACACCAAUGAGCGUUAAGAAGUCCUCAACCCGCCGCUCUGCCAAGUGGCGCACACCCCAAGGUCUGGCACCAGCCACCUCCCUCCCCUCCCUCUUGGUACGCCUUGGACGCUCCAGUCUGCCGCUCAUGUCUUCCCGUGAGAGUCUGUCGUCUGGCGAUGUCAGCGAGGUGGGCCUGUCCACCCACCAGGGUGCACUGGGCGCUCCUGUUAUCCCUCAGCCUGUUGGGACGUCCAUAGCAGCAGCGACACCUGUUCCUGCUACUUCCAGCAAGGUGGAAGCUUCCAUUUCCAAACAGGAGGAGGAGUCACUGCGGGCACAGGUCAAGGACUUGGAUGAGAAGCUGGAGACGCUGAAGAUGAAGCGCACAGAGGACAAGGCCAAACUGAAGGAGCUGGAGAAGCACAAGAUCCAGCUUGAGCAACUUCAGGAGUGGAAGACCAAAAUGCAGGAGCAGCAGACCGAGCUGCAGAAACAACUCAAAGAAGCCAAGAGGGAAGCACGUGAUGCCCAGGAGGCAAAGGAUCGCUACAUGGAAGAGAUGUCGGACACAGCAGAUGCUAUCGAAAUGGCUACUCUAGACAAGGAGAUGGCUGAAGAGCGAGCAGAGUCACUGCAGGUGGAGGUGGACACACUGAAGGAGAAAGUAGAGGAACUCUCUAUGGACCUAGAGAUCCUUCGACAUGAGAUUUCAGAGAAAGGCUCAGAUGGUGCUGCCUCCAGUUACCAUGUGAAACAGCUAGAGGAGCAGAACAGCAGGCUGAAGGAGGCCCUGGUCAGGAUGCGCGACCUGUCUGCCUCUGAGAAACAGGAGCAUGUGAAGCUGCAAAAGCAGAUGGAGAAGAAGAACACAGAGGUGGAGACCCUAAGGACUCAGAAGGAAAAACUGCAGGAGGAGGUCAAACAUGCCGAGGCCACAAUUGAUGAGCUUAAGGAACAGGUGGAUGCCGCCCUGGGCUCCGAGGAGAUGGUUGAGACGCUGACAGAGAGAAAUCUUGACCUUGAGGAGAAAGUCAGAGAAUUGAGAGAAACCGUGACUGAUCUGGAGGCAAUCAAUGAAAUGAAUGACGAGCUUCAGGAGAAUGCCAGAGAGACUGAAAUGGAGCUGAGAGAGCAGUUGGACCUUAGUGCGGCAAAAGUCCGAGAGGCAGACAAAAGAGUGGAGGGUGCCCAGGAGACAGUGGCUGAUUACCAGCAGACCAUUAGCAAAUACAGAGAGCUCACUAAUAGACUACAGGAGGCCAACAAAGACCUGAUGACUCAGCAGAGUGCAAGUACCGAACAAUUUCAGCAACCCCCUGCAGAACUCUUUGACUUCAAGAUUAAGUUUGCAGAAACAAAGGCGUACGCCAAGGCCAUUGAGAUGGAGCUGAGGAAAAUGGAAGUGGCUCAGCUGAACCGCCAGGUUAACUUGCUAACCUCCUUCAUGCCAGACUCCUUCCUCCGUCAUGGUGGAGACCACGAUUGCAUACUGGUGCUCCUGCUCAUACCCAGGAUUAUUUGCAAGGCUGAGCUAAUCAGCAAACAGGCGCAGGAGAAGUUUGACUUGAACGGAAACGUGGCCCAAGGCACAGCGCUCAAAGGUCCUCCCGGAGAACAGCGUAGUUUCGCCUCAGGGUUGGUGUACUCUCUCAGUUUGCUGCAAGCCACCUUGCACAAAUAUGAGCAAGCUCUAAGUGUGUGUACAGUGGAUGUUUUUAAGCGCAUGGGUACGCUUUACUCUGAAAUGAGCUUUCACGAGCGCUCUCUGGAUUAUUUCAUCGACUUGCUGCACAAAGACCAACUAGAUGAGACUGUUCAGGUGGAACCACUGACCAAGGCCAUCAAAUAUUACCAGCAAUUGUACAGUGUUCAUCUGGCAGACCACACAGAGGACUGCACAGUGCAACUUGCGGACCACAUUAAGUUUGUCCAGAGUGCCUUGGACUGUAUGGGUGUGGAGGUAGGUCGUCUGAGAGCGUUCCUAGCAGCGGGUCAGGACAGCUCCACGCUGGCUGCUUUACUGAACGACCUAGACACUUCCUGCUCAGACAUCAAGCAGUUCUGUAAGAAGGUCCGCCGUCGCAUGCCUGGCACAGAUGCUGUUGGAGCACCCGCCGCUCUCCAUUUUGGACAACCGGUGUCUGAGGUGCUGACCGAGUGCAGACGGCAACUAACCCGUGUGGUCGCCGUGCUUCAGGAAGUGGCGGCAGCUGGAGCUCAGAUGGUCGCCCCACUUGGCGAUCAAGAAGGACUAAAUGCUCUUAAAUUAGAGGAUAUCGCAUGCAAGGUUGUGGAGCAGGUGUAUGGUGCUCAUGGUCUUAAUGGCCCUGACUGCCUACGACAGUCUUGUUGCGCUAUUAUCGCUACUAUGAACAAGAUGGCCACAGCCAUGCAGGAAGGAGAGUAUGACGCAGACAAACCCCAGGGAAAGAGUCCUCCAGUGGAAAUGAGAGCAGCAAUAGUCAGAGCUGAAAUGACUGAUGCUGAGGGACUUGGUGUUAAACUAGAAGACAGAGAAACGGUCAUCAAGGAGUUUAAAAAGUCCCUCAAGAUCAAGGGAGAAGAGCUUAGUGAGGCCAAUGUUCGUCUGAGCCUCCUGGAGAAAAAGCUGGACACAUCCACCAAGGACGCAGAUGAACGUGUGGAGAAGAUCCAAACUAAACUGGAUAAGAACCUCGACUUGCUGAAAAAGAAAGAAAAAGAAUUUGAGGAGACGAUGGAUGCUCUCCAAGCUGACAUCGACCAGCUGGAAGCGGAGAAGGCUGAGCUGAAACAGCGCCUCAAUAAUCAAUCAAAGAUGACCAUAGAAGGCUUGCGGGGCAUGCCUGCUUCUGGAAUUGCCUCUGUUGUUCAAGGACCAGCAGGGAUUUUGUCCCAGUCACUAUCAGGACCAAUGCAAGUGGUGGACUCUCCUCUUCUUCGGCAGCAGAUUGAAGCUCAAAGACUGGGAAUUAAACGCCUCAAGAAUGAAAACAACAGACUGAAGGCAGAGAAGAUGAGCGCACAGCUGGCCUCCCUGCCCCCCCUCUGCCCUGCCAAACUGCCCCAGAUGUCUAAAGAAAGCUCCACGCCACCAGAGGGGCUUAAUACAGACAUCUAUCGCAGGACCGACCAGCUGCUUGCGACCCUUCUCAAGAUGAGUGCAGAGGUCAAAGUAGUGGACAUCACCGGGAAGACAUCAGUCAGCGCGAGUUCCCAGCUGCUUGAGCAGACUGCUCGAAUGCAGAACUUCAGCGAUGCUCUGGCCAAACUGAAGGGUGAAGUAGCUGAGCAUGUAGUGUCCCGUCAGCCAGGAGCUAAGGCAAUUUCCGACUUUGCCACCUUCCCGGUCUCCUCAUUUGUUAAGGCCAAAGAAGAAAAGAAUGGCGGAACAGUGUUUGUGGGCCGCAUCGCCAUUCCUUGCACUCGGGGACAAGAACAAAGCCACCGUCUGGUCCUGUCACAGCAGCAGUUGCAAAAUGUGCACCGCCUCAUCAUGGCCUGAGGCAGCUUGAAACUCCUUUUUAUUCCCAUUCCCACUUUGAUAUUUUAUAGUAUUUACACAACAUUCUAUGAUUUGGAUUUCACUUGUCACAGAAACAUUUUGCACUAUGUCACAUAAGAGGAAAUGGGAUAGUUUGUCACAUAUACAUCAACUAACUGGUGCGAAAGAUAUUUGAUUUCAGCAGUUCAAUUUAGAUUUGCAGUUCAUUUGCUAAUGGAGAGCAAACCAGUAAAGUAUAUUUUUACAAAUUUUCAAAGGUUUGAAGAUACUGAAUUUGUUUUUUUUCACUAGUAUGCUGUAUCAUCAAAAUUAUUAAUGCAUUGGAAAUCUUCACUGUGCAGUGAAUCUUUAGAAUAUGAGGGUUUCACUUUUUGAAUUGAAUUUCUGGAACAAAAUGUGUAUAUAUAAAAAUAUAGUAAUUAAAAACACUCCCCUUGAA
Molecule: messenger RNA, 4405 nt
Organism: Nerophis lumbriciformis (worm pipefish)
Lineage: Eukaryota; Metazoa; Chordata; Actinopteri; Syngnathiformes; Syngnathidae
Source: RefSeq, a predicted model, not a curated record